Messenger RNA from Cynara cardunculus var. scolymus (artichoke), 1238 nucleotides. Its product is annotated as 1-(5-phosphoribosyl)-5-[(5-phosphoribosylamino)methylideneamino] imidazole-4-carboxamide isomerase, chloroplastic. The coding region runs from base 101 to 1048 and encodes 315 amino acids. The record is from RefSeq and is a predicted model, not a curated record. Gene Ontology annotation, biological process: L-tryptophan biosynthetic process; L-histidine biosynthetic process. The transcript has 9 exons. Gene Ontology annotation, cellular component: cytoplasm. Lineage: Eukaryota; Viridiplantae; Streptophyta; Magnoliopsida; Asterales; Asteraceae. Gene Ontology annotation, molecular function: 1-(5-phosphoribosyl)-5-[(5-phosphoribosylamino)methylideneamino]imidazole-4-carboxamide isomerase activity.
UAUCCUUCACGAUUGCUCAAACUCAAACACGAUUUCUCUCAGGACUGUUCGAUUUGGCUCACUCUACCUGGGUUGUUAGUUGGAUCAUCAUUUGGAAAAUAUGCAAAUUCAAAGCCUUCAUGCCAGUUCAACCUGGUUGCAACUCAAUGCCUCUGGUAGGGUUCUGACCUCUUCAAUUUGCAUAACAGCCAGAAAGGAGAAAUUUGUGACGGCACCUUCGUGGAGCUCAAGACCUCAUCAAUUAUCAAUCAAGUGCAGUGUGAAGUUCCGCCCUUGCAUUGAUAUACACAAGGGGAAAGUAAAGCAGAUUGUUGGAUCUACCCUUACGGACUUAAAGGAAAGCGGUUCAACUCUAGUAACAAAUUUUGAAUCUGAUAAAUCAGCUGCAGAGUAUGCCACACUUUACAAAGAAGAUGAACUUAUAGGCGGUCAUGUAAUAAUGCUUGGAGCUGAUCCUUUGAGCAAUGAAUCAGCCAUUGGAGCACUACAUGCUUAUCCUGGUGGUUUGCAAGUAGGAGGUGGUAUUAAUUCAGACAAUGCUUUGAGUUACAUAAAGGAAGGAGCUAGCCAUGUCAUCAUCACAUCGUAUGUAUUCAACAACGGACAGAUGGACAUCGAGAGGCUUAAAGGACUUGUUCACCUUGUUGGCAAAAAGAGACUUGUCUUGGAUCUUAGUUGCAGGAAGAAGGAUGGUAAGUAUGCCAUUGUCACAGAUAGAUGGCAGAAGUUUAGUGAUGUCUUUCUGGACGAGGAGAUACUGAAUUUUUUUUCGACCUAUGCUGAUGAGUUUCUUGUCCAUGGUGUUGAUGUCGAAGGGAAAAAACUGGGCAUUGAUGAAGAGCUUGUAGCACUGCUUGGCAGGCACUCACCGAUUCCUGUUACGUAUGCUGGUGGUGUGACGGUAAUGGAGGACCUGGAGAGGAUAAAAAUUGCGGGAAUGGAACAUGUGGAUGUGACGGUGGGUAGUGCUUUGGACAUCUUUGGCGGUAAUUUGGCUUAUAAAGAUGUUGUAGCCUGGCACUGCCAGCAAGAGGCCGUGGCGGCUUAGUUGUUUUUAAAAUCAGACGGAAAAUGAUGGUCUGAACCAUGACUUUUUAUUACCUUGGGUGUAGAAGUAGGUAUCGUUCGAGCUAAGUACCCGAUGAGACCUAUAGUCCGGUUUCUGUGGUUUAUUAAGAACAUGAUGCUUUCCCGUUACAAAUAUUUGUCAAAAAAUGCAGCAAAUGUAUUCAUUUUGA